AUGCUCACUGUCGGCGGCCUGCUCGGCUCCCUCCUCUCGGACCGUGUCGUGCGCCAGCGUGGUAUUGCGGGAGGUAUCGCAGCUAGCGCGUGGAUCAACCUCGUCGGAGCGCUUGUCAUGGCUCUCGCCCCGCACUGGCUUCUCCUCAUGCUCGGAAGACCUCCACCCCGCACCGCCUUCGCUCAUGAGCAAUGGACUUUCCUUCCGACUCCCACCCCACGCCGUCUCUUCCUAGGGAUGUGCACAAGACGUGCGGAAAUACGCUUCUCGGAGCGAGUUUACGUCCUUAUUACAGCUGUACAUCCGCUCGAUCGCCCUGAAGUCACCUCCACCUCGGCGCGAACGCCGCUGACGACAGAUUCAUCGCCGGUUUCGCGUGUGGUCUCGCCAGUGUGCCUUGUGCCGCCCUAUCUCGCCCACACGGCGCGCUCGACGCCGAGCCUGGUCCAACGCUCUGGCCAGGUCGGUACGCUGCACCAGCUCGCGAUCGUGAUCGGCAUCUGCUCGGCGCAGGUGCUCGGUAUGGCGUUCAGCGGAGCAGAGGGCGAUCGGCUCAAUGCAUGGCGCUACAUUCUUUCCAUCAGCGGGAUCGUGUCCGUUGCCCAGAUUGUCAUGACGACCUCGACGGCGAAACCGGACUCGGAGGGUGUGUACGUUGCAGACGCCGGACUGACGGCAGCGGAGCCUCUUCUCGCCGAGGACCCUGAACGGCCGGCGACCCAGGCGGCGGAGAGCGACCAGCUGUCCAUUGCCGAGAUGCUCGCCUCGCCUGCCCGCCGCAAUGCGCUCUUUGUGACGGCGAUCCUUAUCCUUCAGCAGCUCAGCGGCGUGAACGCGGUCCUCUUCUACUCGACCCCGGUGCUCCAAAAGGUCCUUCCUAGCGCUGGCGCCGGCCAGAUCUCCAUCGCGAUCACGGUCGUGAACGCAAUCAUGACGUUCCCGGCCAUCUUCCUCGUCGACCGGCUGGGACGCCGCCUGCUCCUCCUCCUGUCCUCGUUCCUCAUGAUGGUGUUUGCGAUCCUGCUCGGCUGGGGUCUGAACGAGCACUUCCGCAAGAUGUCUUCGUUUGCCAUUGUCGCGUUCAUCGCCGCGUUUAGUAUCGGUCUCGGGCCCAUCCCCUUCCUCCUCGUCAGCGAGAUGGUCCCCGCCAACUGUGUCCCGGCCCUCAGCAGCCUCGCCCUCAGCGCGAGUUGGAUCACGACGUUCAUCAUCGCACAGGGAUUCCUCCCGCUCCGCGACGCGCUGACGUACUAUGACCCGAAUGGACACCAGGAGGGCGAGGGCCGCGUGUUCUACGUGUUCGCCUUCAACCUCGCCGUCCUUUGCGUGCUCACCAUCAAGGGUGUCCCGAAGAGCCACACUACGCACCCGGAGUAG
This is a messenger RNA of Trichosporon asahii var. asahii CBS 2479, 1377 nucleotides long. RefSeq names its product vacuolar membrane protein. Gene Ontology annotation, molecular function: hexose transmembrane transporter activity. Gene Ontology annotation, biological process: monosaccharide transmembrane transport. The transcript is spliced from 2 exons. The coding region runs from base 1 to 1377 and encodes 458 amino acids. Lineage: Eukaryota; Fungi; Basidiomycota; Tremellomycetes; Trichosporonales; Trichosporonaceae. Gene Ontology annotation, cellular component: membrane. The record is from RefSeq and is a predicted model, not a curated record.